Yarrowia lipolytica CLIB122 is the source of this 1086-nucleotide messenger RNA. RefSeq lists its product as uncharacterized. The record is from RefSeq and is a predicted model, not a curated record. Lineage: Eukaryota; Fungi; Ascomycota; Dipodascomycetes; Dipodascales. Gene Ontology annotation, cellular component: mitochondrion. Gene Ontology annotation, molecular function: pyrimidine nucleotide transmembrane transporter activity. Gene Ontology annotation, biological process: pyrimidine nucleotide import into mitochondrion.
AUGAAGGACUACGUACGACCCAAGAGCACGCUGGAGAGCGACGAGGGCUCCGCGACAUACCCUGCGAUGCGGCUUUCGGAAGACAAGGCGACGCCCGUGGACCAGGUGGUCCAGGUUUCGCCCUGGGUCCAUUUUGUGGCGGGAGGUAUCGGAGGCAUGACCGGAGCUGUCUUCACUUGUCCUCUGGACGUUGUCAAGACCCGUCUACAGGCUGAUUUCUACAAAACACAGCUCGCAGAGAUGCGAACUGCUUACGGCAACCCCAAAGGCCCGUUCCGAAACGCCUGGCUGCACUUUGUCGAGACCGGCAGCAUUCUCAAAAACAUCUACAGACAGGAGGGCUAUCGGGCGCUGUUCAAGGGUCUGGGGCCCAAUCUGGUCGGCGUCAUCCCUUCUAGAUCCAUCAACUUCUUCACCUACGGAGUGGGCAAGGAGUUCAUCGCCAAGGAGUUCAACGACGGCAAGGAAGCGUCGUGGGUUCACCUGCUGGCCGCCGCCAACGCCGGCAUCGUCACAUCCACAUGCACUAACCCCAUCUGGCUCAUCAAGACCCGUCUGCAGCUGGACAAGGCCUCUCCAGAGACCCAUCUCAGACAGUACAAAAACUCGUGGGACUGUCUGAGGCAGGUGAUGCGAACGGAGGGAAUCAGAGGUCUCUACAAGGGUCUGACAGCGUCGUAUCUGGGCGCCUCCGAGUCCACCCUGCAGUGGGUGCUCUACGAGAAGAUGAAGCAGCUCAUUCGAAACAAGGAGAAGCAGAGACAGAUUCACGGAUAUAAGCGAACGUCGCUGGACUCGUUUUUGGACUGGUCGGCCCAGAGUGGAGCUGCCGGAGCUGCCAAGCUCAUGGCCUCGCUCGUCACUUACCCUCAUGAGGUUGUUCGAACCAGAUUGAGACAGGCUCCCUCGGAGACCGGAGGACGACUCAAAUACACCGGUCUAGUCCAGUGUUUCAAGCUGGUGGUCAAGGAGGAGGGCUUCCUGGCUCUCUACGGAGGUCUGACACCGCAUCUGCUGCGAACAGUGCCCAAUUCCAUCAUCAUGUUUGGCACCUUUGAGCUCGUUGUCAAGAUGCUGUCCACCUAA